Sphenostylis stenocarpa is the source of this 729-nucleotide messenger RNA. The record is from the annotation of a GenBank genome assembly. NCBI's taxonomy places the organism in Eukaryota, Viridiplantae, Streptophyta, Magnoliopsida, Fabales, Fabaceae.
AUGUCCAUAUCCAAACAUACAGGACACAAUGCCAUCACCAAACAAAAAUGGUCAAAACUAAAAUCUGCCACCAUGGGACCAAAACACAUGGCCUACCUACCAUUUUUUUCUUAUCAUUCACUUUCUUCACAAUUCUUAGCCAUGUCCAUGCAUGUCCACGUAUUCUUCCUCUUCUUAACCGUAGCCAUCUUUUCCGGAACACCAUCGAUGUCGCAGUCGCAAACCGCAGCUUCCUGCAACGGAAUAUUCGUGUCGUACGUCUACACUGGCGGCGAGCGGCUGCCGCCGAACCUCUCCAACGUGACGGAGCAGCCGUACCGGUUCGAGUCGACACUGACAGUGCUGAACAACGGGUUGGAGGAGCUGAAGUCUUGGAAGGUGUUCGUGGGGUUUCAGCACAGCGAGUGGUUGGUGUCGGCGUCGAACGCGGUGCUCGCGGACGGCACGAGUCUUCCCAGUGCGGUUGGGAACGGCACCAUAUUUAGUGGGUCGACGGUGAGAGAUCUGAAGACGGCGGUGGCGACCGCCGGGGACUUGAACCAGAUGCAGAUUCAGGUGGAGAUGGUGGGGAGCUUGCUUGGGGUGGCACCACCCUCUGUGCCGAUGCCUCGGUCGGUUACCUUGUCUAACGAUGGAUUCGUGUGUGGUCAACCCUCUGGUGAAGGUAGGUAUAUCCACCUUCUUCUCUGCUUCAUUUCUAUCCUAUCUGCUAAACAUGGACUCUUGUAG